CAAUUUUAAUUUUAUAUUUGCAUGGCAUCGAGAGAUCCUCAUGUCCGUACGCAUAGCCUCAUUCUUCGUCUUCCUUCUUGUGACCCUUUCACCCUCAUCCUCUAUCUUCACAAAUGUUGUUUCAAUUCUUGAUUGAUUGCUCUCGAAACUGUUAUCAUCCGUUGCAAUUGAUGAACUAAUUCUUGAUUGAUCGAUUGAUUGAUUUCAACCACAAGGGAAAAUGAGCCAGGGGUUGGAUGACGGCGAUGCCGACGCCUUGUCUGCUCUGGCCAACGCUCCUCCUCCUUCCACCGCCGGCAACAGGAAAACACAUUCCCAACAGCUCCGCACAAACACCGGUACCAACUUCAAACGCCACCCAAAACAGAACCACCGCCAGCACAGCCUUGAUGAUGCCCGUAUUAGCGCAGCCAUUGAUGAAUUUGGCAACCACUCCGACGAAGAUGACGACAAUGACUUUUACCCUUACGCCACCUCAUCUUCUUUCUCAGAAUCUUCUCAUUCCGACCCCAACAGCCAAAAUCACUUCUUCCAUGGAAAUAACAACAGUAACAGCCACAACAGCAAUUCGAAUUCGUCAUCCUCCUUCGAAGACCAACACCCUUUGCCGGAAUUUUCAGCAAGCGGAGGUGGAGCCGGAAUCUUCAAAGCUCCUUCUCGAUCCGCUGUUCACCCAGGUCGUCCCACCGCCCUUGAACUCCGACCUCACCCGCUAAAGGAGACUCAAGUUGGAAGAUUCAUCCGGACGAUUGCUUGUACGGAGACACAGUUGUGGGCGGGUCAGGAAUCCGGUGUUAGGUUUUGGAAUUUCUCCGACGCAUUCGAACCAGGGCUCGGAAUCGGCGGUAGAGCUCGACGUGGUGAUGAAGAUGCAGCCCCUUUUUACGAAUCUGCAAAUACACCUCCCACCACAUGUUUGAUGAUUGAUUGUGCUAGUAAAUUGGUUUGGAGUGGACACAAAGAUGGUAAGAUUCGAUCAUGGAAAAUGGAUCAACAGCCCGCCGAUGAUACUCCGUUCAAAGAAGGCCUCUCAUGGCAGGCUAACCAGCGUGGCGCUGUUCUUUCCAUGGUCACUUCUUCUUAUGGUGAUAUAUGGAUGGGGUCUGAAAACGGAGUGAUAAAGGUCUGGCCAUGGGAAGCAGUUGAAAAGUCGCUAGCUUUAUCACCUGAAGAACGUCACAUGGCUGCUUUGCUUGUGGAACGUUCAAGCAUCGACCUUAAAAGCCAAGCCACCAUUAAUGGCGUCUGUCACAUAUCUUCUUCCGAUGUCAAGUUUCUAUUAUCAGAUAAAGUAAAAGCAAAAGUAUGGGCAGCUGGGUCCCUCAGUUUCUCACUCUGGGACGCUCGUACGAGGGAGCUUUUGAAAGUAUACAACGUAGAUGGUCAAAUCGACAACCGAAUUGACUCAUCGGAAAGAGAACAACCACCGGAAGAAGAACCUAGUGUAAGACCCAGUAACUCAAAGUCCAAAAAAGAAAAACAACAAGGAGGUAGUUUUCUACAAAGAUCACGCAACGCCAUCAUCGGAGCUGCAGAUGCAGUCCGGCGAGUUGCAACAAAGGGAACAGGUGCAUUCACAGCUGAAGACGCUAAAAAAACCGAAGCCCUUCUUCUUGCUUACGAUGGAUCCAUCUGGACAGGGUGUUCAAAUGGUUUAAUAGUUCAAUGGGACGCAAAUGGCAACCGUUUACACGAUUUCCAUCACCAUCAUUGCGCUGUUCUCUGUUUCUGCACUUAUGGGCCAAGAAUAUGGGUCGGGUACGUGAGUGGAAUGGUUCAAGUAAUCGAUCUUGAAGGAAACUUGAUUGCUGGGUGGAUUGCGCAUAAUGGACCUGUUAUAAAAAUGGUAGUUGGGAAUGGAUCCGUUUUUAGUUUGGCUACACAUGGUGGUAUACGAGGGUGGUAUAUUUCGUCUCCUGGACCUCUUGAUAAUAUUUUGAGACCGGAGUUAUCGAAAAGAGAACAUAUGUAUACGACACUUGAAACUGUUAGGCUUAUGGUGGGGACAUGGAAUGUUGGUCAAGGGAAACCAUGUCAUGAUGCACUUGUGUCGUGGGUUGGAUCUCAGGCUUCUGAUGUUGACAUUCUUGUUGUUGGUUUGCAAGAAGUGGAUAUGGGUGCAGGGUUUCUUGCAAUGUCUGCUGCAAAAGAAACUUUAGGUGUUGAAGGAAGUUCUAAUGGACAAUGGUGGCAAGAUGCCAUGGGGAAGGCUAUGGGGGAAGGAUCUACUUUUGAACGUGUAGGAUCUAGGCAACUGGCUGGUUUGCUCAUUGCUAUAUGGGUAAGAAAGAGUCUUAGAACACAUGUAGGCGAUCUUGAUGUUGGAGCAGUCGCUUGUGGCCUAGGUCGUGCACUUGGUAAUAAGGGUGGAGUAGGGUUGAGAUUAAGAGUAUACGAUCGAAUAAUGUGCUUUGUAAACUGCCACCUGGCAGCUCAUUUGGAAGCAGUGACUAGGCGCAACCAAGAUUUUGAUCACAUUUACAAAAAUAUCGCGUUUGGACGAACAAGCAAUAACACUUCUGGUAUGGCGAAAUACCUGUUUUUGUGUUGCUCUCUUGCCUUGUCCACAUAUUUAUUUUGGGUUUCUUCUUCCUUUGCCUUCCCAUGGCUGAUCCUCAUUCUUUCAGCUUGUGUGUCUUCUACUGCUCAAUCGCUUCGCCCUACUAACUCUGUGGUUAUAAAUCCGGAUGAGGGGAAGCCUGAUCUAGCAGAAGCUGAUAUGGUUAUCUUUUGUGGCGACUUCAAUUAUCGUCUUUUUGGAAUAACUUAUGAUGAAGCACGCGACUUUGUUUCUCAAAGGAGUUUUGAUUGGCUAAGAGAGAAGGAUCAGCUUAGAGCCGAAAUGAAAGCCGGGAAAGUUUUUCAUGGAAUGAGAGAAGCACUCAUCAGAUUUCCUCCAACUUAUAAGUUUGAAAGAGGAAAACCAGGUUUAGGAGGAUAUGAUUCCGGGGAGAAAAAGCGAAUUCCAGCUUGGUGUGACAGGAUAUUAUAUCGAGACAAUCGAUCUUCUCCAACAUCAGAAUGCAGUUUAGCAUGUCCUGUUGUGGCUUCUAUUUUUCUGUAUGAAGCUUGUAUGGACGUGAUAGAGAGUGAUCACAAACCAGUUCGUUGCAAAUUUAAAGUCCAAGUUGCUCAUGUUGAUAGAUCGGUGCGAAGACAAGAAUUUGGAAAAAUAUUCAAGUCCAACGAAAAAAUAAAAUCAAUACGUGAAGAACUACGUUGCGUUCCCGACACUUCACUUAGUACAAACAAGAUCGUCCUCCAAAAUUCAGACACCCGACCUUUAUCAAUCACCAACAAAAGCACCAAAGAUGAUGCCAUAUUUCAAAUCUUAUGUGAUGGUCACUCCGCCGUUAAAGAUAAUGAAGAGCCUGAGUAUAGACAAAGAGGUUCCUUCGGAUUUCCUCGUUGGCUCGAGGUGGCACCAGCGGUUGGGAUAAUAAAACCUGGAAGCACGGCAGAAAUAUUGGUCCACCAUGAUGACACACAUACCUCGGAUGACGUGGAGGGUGCAGGUCAAAGUUGGAGGUCGGAAGACACACGUGACAGGGUAGCGAUGUUAUCGGUAGUAAUUAGAGGCAGCCGAUCAACUGAAACAAAAAGUCACCAGUGUCAUGUACGCUAUCGCUACUCUCCUAAGGCUAGUAGUAGUGGUAGCAGUGGUAGUGGGCACAUGGAACCACAACCAAAAGGUUAUGGUUCUAAAAAGCAUCCAUCUUCUCAUCACCGGUCUUUUGCUAAACAUGGUGAUGAUCAUCAUCGGAGUAGUAGACAUGAAUGAUUCUUGAAUUAAGCUAGCUAGCUAGUACAGAACAACGCAAAAUAGACGAGCAAGAAUCGAAUGUUACUUGGCUUCUUGAUGUAAAUACGUACGAGUGCCAGAUUCCAAGAUCCUUGAUUGUAUUUAACAAAAUGUUCAUAUGUAUUUUAUUGUUAAAUUUUGUGCAAUAGACAGCUUAAACCAUAAUGUUUCCGUUGAACCAACUGAUUAAUA
Molecule: messenger RNA, 3994 nt
Organism: Lactuca sativa (garden lettuce)
Lineage: Eukaryota; Viridiplantae; Streptophyta; Magnoliopsida; Asterales; Asteraceae
Product: type I inositol polyphosphate 5-phosphatase 12
Biological process (GO): phosphatidylinositol dephosphorylation
Molecular function (GO): phosphatidylinositol-4,5-bisphosphate 5-phosphatase activity; protein binding
Source: RefSeq, a predicted model, not a curated record